UUGUCACAUUUUGUUUGUACAUUUUGAAUUGAAUUUAUUAACUUUUAAGUGUGUAGUUCGGAUGCUAUUAUAAAUAGAAAUAUUUCAGAAUUUGUAAAUGUUGUAAUCAGCGUGCAGAGUUAAGCCAAAACUAAAUUCCCUAAAAACUUUAAUAAAAAUAAAUUGAAAUGGAUUUUGAGAAUACCCGCGUAGUAAAAAAACAGAAACAAUCGUCUCGUAAAGAUAACAAAUCAGAAGGAGCAAUGAAGAAACAGUUGAAACAAAUGUUAUUUGGAUAUAAGCGAAGUGAUAGCAAACUUAUAAAGAAUUGCGUAGAUUCUAGUGAGUUUGAAUAUCAUGAUGAUUCGAGUUCUGUUAGUGGAUUUUCAGAUUUAAACCUCACAAAUUCUAGCAAUGACGCAGUCACAACACGUGAAAAUUUAGCAUCUGAUGAUGAUGUGGAUUUAUCAGACAUUGAGGAAGAUAUUAAUAGUAAAAACAGUGAUAAUAUCAACCUUUCCCAUAUUUCAAAUGAUAGUUCUAAGAGCGAUAUAGAAUCUAUAUCAGAGUAUAAAGAUAAUAAUUUAAGCCUUUCUGAUGAUAUGCAUAGCAGUAAUAUAACAUCAUACACUGAAACCAAUAGUGAUAUAUCCAUAAUUAGUAGUUUAUCUGGAACAUCUUCAGAAAAGGACACAGAAAAUUCUGACUUUGAUGCAGAUGGAGAAUUAGCUAUGAAAAUAUUGGAUAAGUUAGGUAAACAUAAGCCAAGUAAGAAAUCAAAAAAAAGAAAACUAGAAAUAGAAUCACAAUCACAAAAGAAACUUCCUAAUAACAUAAGUAAAGAAAAAAAUAAAGGAAAUAAUAUACAUAAUAUUCCUAAAAUAGAAAUUAGUACAAAACAUAAAGAGUCUGAAGAUGACACAAGUAUUGAAUACUCUAAUUCUCCAGCUUUUAUAUCAGUUGAUGCUUCAGAUAUGUCAGAUCAAAAGUUGAGUGAACUCUUAGGGGAUUAUAAAUAUCCAACAAUAAAAAACCUUCCAACUGAUAUACAAAUAAUAAAUUCAACAAAUAAAUCAUACAAUUUUACUAUAGAGGAUAUGAAUAUUGAAGACAUUAAAAUACAGGAAGAAGUUGAUAGCAUAACUUCUGAAUGUGAUUAUUUUACUAGUGAAGCUAAUAUUGAAACUACUGAUAAUGAUGUAAGCAUAGCACCAACCAUAGAAGAUGUAUAUGAUGACACAGAAAGUAUUUCUGAAAAAGAAAUGUCAAUAGAUUCAGUAGAAGAGAAUUGUCAAAGCCCCAUUAAGUAUUAUUAUGGUGAUAACUGUUGCAUCUUUGUAUUAAAGUAUCCAGCUGAAUUAUUUAUUCAUGGAAAAGUACAUUUGAAAGCAUUAGGGGGCAGUUUAGACUUAUUUGGUUUUAAAUUGAAUGAUGAAGUGUAUGAGAUUUAUGCUCCAAAUUAUAAUUAUGCCCAUUGUUUGAAAACUAUUGCGAGUCAAAAUUUAUACAAUGGCUUAUUUAGUAAAUUAACAGCUGAAGGCCUCUCGGUGUCUGAUGCUGAAGAAAUAGUUACAACAAUUAAUGAUAAUGAUGGAGUUAUUAGUCUAAGUAAACUUAACAAUCAAAAGAUGGAUUUUGUAGAAAGUAAUAUGCCAUCUACUGACUUGUUUGAUAAAGUCAGUAGAAAUGUUGAUCCAUGUUUAAGAAAAGUUUCAGAAACUCUUGGCUGUUCCUUAUAUUCAACUAGGCAGGGGAAAUCUAUUGAAGAAGUGACUUGCUGGAGAAAAGUAGCUGAACAUGGUUUAUCUGGUCAGAGUAGAGGCAUUGUUUGUGGCGGCAAAGGUGUUGGAAAGUCGACGUUUCUUCGUUACUACGUGAAUAAGCUGGUGUCACGAGGGCCCGUACUAGUGGUAGACCUUGAUCCGGGACAGGCGGAAUUUACAGUCGCUGGCAAUAUAUCAGCUACAGUUGUGGAUAAGCCACUAUUGGGACCUAACUUUACACAUCUCAAGACACCCCAUAUGAUGUUAAACUUGGGCAUGAUCAACACAAUGGACAAUCCAAGACGAUACGCCACAGCCGUCAGCGCUCUAAUUAGUCACUGUUGUAACAACGAACAGUUGAAAUCUAUGCCAUGGAUUAUAAACACAAUGGGUCUUUGCAACGCUAUGGGAUUAAAGUUCAUGGUUCUUACGAUACUUCAAGCACAACCAACACACCUGCUACAAAUAGAUUCUAAAAAUCCAAAACAUAGAUUUGAAAUGUAUUUAGACUCUCGAACUAUAAAGAAUUUAUAUGAAAAUACUUAUAAAAAUGACUAUCUAUUCAAAAAUUUGGACUUAACAUUGGAUUUCGAUUAUUCAUUCUUUGUAGCACAUCAUACGGAAAAUCCAGUUAAAAAAAACUACUCAUUGCCUGCAAGAGAUGAGAGAUAUUUAAAUUUUUUAGCUUAUUUUGGCGAUAUGUUAGUUGCUAAAGAGCAAACUAGUUUAUUAGUUAUAAAACCAUAUGAAGUAAAUUUGAAAGACCUGCAUAUUGGAUUGAAUGUCAAAAUUAGCGAAGAUGCUGUAACGAAGGUGAUCAAUGGUAAAAUAGUAGCGCUAUGCCAACUAACUACGCAAGAUAAAGUCGGUGAUGUGUUUACCCUGGGAGAUAAGCCUGUGUUGUGUCACGGACACGGGCUAAUACGAGGAGUUGACUUGGAAAAACAAAUUCUGUAUGUCAUUACCCCGAUACCAUAUGACAAACUGUCUCUAGUCAAUACAUUGGUGUAUGCUGAUUGGGUACCAGAGAUAAUGGGUCAAGAAAGGCAUCUACCAGAUGGUAUCACUGUGCCCUAUCGUACAGCCACCAUGUAUCAAAAGAGACAGCUAAUGUUCGCGCCAAAGAGAAGAUUCAAUCCACUACAACUAUUGAAAAUGACAAGGAAUGCCUAAAUUGAAACUGUCAAUGAUUAGUUAAUAAAUUUGUAAUUGGAAUAGAUCCAAAAUAUCUUAAAUUAUAAAAGGAAGUCUAAUAAUUAUUUUAUGUUAAUUAAUGUAUAUUUGAAAGAUAAUUUUUUUACUUACAAUACUAAUAAAACA
This is a messenger RNA of Diatraea saccharalis (sugarcane borer), 3062 nucleotides long. The record is from the annotation of a GenBank genome assembly. Lineage: Eukaryota; Metazoa; Arthropoda; Insecta; Lepidoptera; Crambidae.